UCAAUCAAACAUAUAAACAAUCCAAUUUCUCUAUUCUUUUUCCCUUGUUUAAUUUUCAAUCAUGGAUCCUAAACCUGAUAAAUUUUCUGCUACCAAUUUUCUAUUCUUGCAACACAAAAAUAUUGGGUUCUUUCAACUAUUUCAGGCCUAUUUUGGUACUAAGCCGUUACACACACAAAACUUUAUCCAAAGCCAUGAUGUUGUUGAAGAUGAAUACCAGUGUCUCGUAUUUUUAUCGAUAUUGUUACAAAAGUUGCUGCAUUUGGGUUACUAUCCAUUGAGAUUUCUCGGUGGAACCAUUGAGAUAUUUUUGAAUGUUACAUGCGGCAAUUGUAACAUAUUCGAGAUUAUAUGGAACUUUCUCCAAGGUAAGGAGCUGGUGGAUGCAAAUCGUGCAGAUUUUGUGUCAAUUAUUGGUCAUAUAGACAAGAGAGUGGACUUGGACAAAAACAUCAAACGUGAUGACCCUAAAUAUAAUGCUGCUUUGUCCAUGAUGGCUUCUAAAGUGUCUUAUGAGAAUGAAGCUUUUAUACGAGAAACUGUUGAAAAACACUGGAAGAUGGAAGUUGCGGCAAUUGGUAACUACUGGAAUGAUUAUGAAGGAGAACCUUCAACUCAAGCUUUCAUCCUCCUAGAUAAAAGUGACAACCAAGACACCUACAUUGUAACUUUCAGAGGAACCGAAUUAUUCGACGCUGAUCAAUGGUCUAGUGAUUUCGAUAUCUCAUGGUUGGAGUUUCCUUGUGUUGGAAAAACUCAUGCUGGUUUCAUGAAAGCACUAGGUUUACAAAAAAGCAACAUGGGAUGGCCUAAAGAAAUUACUCCAAACCAUAGCCAUGCACCUGAAGCCUACUACUUCAUUAGAGAUUUCUUGAAGAAAAAGUUGGCAGGAAAUGAUAAAGCAAAGUUUAUUGUGACUGGUCACAGUUUAGGUGGGGCUCUUGCCACUCUCUUUCCAGCAAUAUUGGUGUUCCAUGAUGAGACAUUUCUUUUGGAGAGACUUGAAGGUGUUUAUACAUUUGGACAACCAAGAGUUGGAGAUGGAGUAUUUGCUAAGUACAUGGAUAAGAAUUUAAAAGAAAAUGGUGUUCAGUUUUAUAGGAUGGUUUAUAGCUAUGAUAUUGUUCCUAGGUUGCCUCCUGAUCUCAAUGACAUCUUGUUUAGGCACUUUGGGACAUGUCUUUAUUUUGACAGAAGCUUUAAUGGCAAGAAAAUGUUGGAGGAGCCAAACAAGAACUACUUCUCUUUGUCAGCAAUAAUUCCAAUGACAACAAAUGCUUUUUGUGAGCUUAUGAGGAGCUUCACUAUGGUGUCUAAAUAUGGAUCUGAGUAUGAAGAAGGAUGGGUUUUAAGAGUUUUUCGACUUAUAGGCUUAGUGAUUCCUGGAGUAUCUAAUCACAUUCCCCAAGAUUAUGUUAAUUCUACUCGGUUGGGAUCAAUACUCUCGAAGGUGGAUUGAUACAUAUAUUUUGUUGGUUGAGCUAAGAAAAGACUUGUGCUGCAUAUGCACGAUAGCAUGAAGUUAGUUAUUGAAUUAAUGUAACAAUAUUAAGUCUAAAAUAUUUUUAAGUUUGUAAUAAAAUAUGGAUUCAUUUCA
Molecule: messenger RNA, 1597 nt
Organism: Vicia villosa (hairy vetch)
Lineage: Eukaryota; Viridiplantae; Streptophyta; Magnoliopsida; Fabales; Fabaceae
Product: triacylglycerol lipase OBL1-like
Exons: 5
Coding region: 62-1459 (465 amino acids)
Biological process (GO): lipid metabolic process
Molecular function (GO): triacylglycerol lipase activity
Source: RefSeq, a predicted model, not a curated record